Molecule: messenger RNA, 12299 nt
Organism: Porites lobata
Lineage: Eukaryota; Metazoa; Cnidaria; Anthozoa; Scleractinia; Poritidae
Source: the annotation of a GenBank genome assembly
AUGAGUGAGGGUGAAGAAAGGGAAUCUCUAAGCAGAGAAAUCGAUCCAGCGAUCUGGGCUAUAGCUCCUCGUCUGAAUCAAGAGGAAGGACCAAUCGAUGUGACUGCUAGCCCAGCUUUUCAGUGCCUUGACGAGGUAAGCUUAUUAUUAAACUUGUAUCGUCGUUUAUUAUUUUUCCAGUUCAUUGUGUAAAGAAGUAUAUAUUGUGGUGUAAUUUCUAAGGAUUUCUCUUUCAGAGUCCGAAUGACCGGCCUGAUAAAAAAUUGUAUUUAACUGAAACAUGUAAGCUUAAUAAUAGUGGUCCUUAUUUAGGUCGUCGUAGUAUUAUUUGGACGAAAGACGGCCCACUUUUUAACUCUUUCGCUACAAUCCGAUGGAAUCAAAAUUGUCUUUUUUGAGUGCUCUGAUCUUUCUCGGGUCAACACUUAUAGGAUACAUUUACGUUCUGAUGCUGAACAUGACCAAAAGAAAACAUACACUAGUUAUAUUUUCUAGUAACAUUUUAGAUGUAUAAUUUUAUAUACUGCUUUCCUGUUUACCCGGUUUCCUCUUUGCAGCUAUUUUCACAAGGAAAACUUGCUGGUGAAAAAGUAGCCAAGCUAAAAGCAAAAUAUACCAGUCUUCAUGAGCGUCUUAAGGCAACAAGAGAGCAGGAAUCUUCACUGCUCCACAAAGCAAAGGAAAUGCAUCAAGAGGUGCAGCGUCAAAGAGCUGAACUAGAAAAGGGAGAUAGCUUUCCUGAUGGCGACAACACUGAAGUCAAUAAACUAAGACAAGAACUGCUAAAACAUCAUAAUGAACUUGCUCAGGCAGAUGAAAGACAAUACCAGUUGGAAUUUAAACUGGAGGGUUUACGUGAAGAGAAAAUGAUGCUUGAGAGAGAGUAUUCUAGGAUGCCCAAACCUGGAGAAAUUGAAAAGCAGGUUAAAGAACUGCAAAAAUCUGUUGAGGAACUUAAAAUGGAAAUUGCACAAAGAACUAUUGAUGCUAAAAGCCUCAAGGAAGAAGUCGAAAACAGGGAAACACAAGUGAAUGCAUUGCGAAAAGAAGUGGAGGAGGACUUGGAUGAACAACAGAAACUGAGGGUCAGUCACAAUCUUUAGUGAAGUAAAAUUGUUACAUUUGUUGUAAAAAAAAGUUUCUGCAAUUCUAAGGUGGCAGUUACAUGUACAUGUUGCAGUUUUACAGUGGUUACGGGGGGUGUUGGACUCGUGGUUAGGGCUUUUCAGGACUGUGGUUUAAUCAAGAGGUCCAGGUUCUUCAGGCCCUGUUGGGGUCAUUAUGUUGUUUUCUUAGGCAGGAUACUUCAUUUACGCUUACAGUUCCAGAAAAAAUGGGUACACAUAUUUUUCAGGGUAAUGCUGGCACCAAUCAUACAGAAACUGGUUUAUGCUUCAGCAGAAUGUGUUUCAGGACCAUAGUUAGAUGUACUGUACACUGUUUGGAACUGGUCUGGUUAAACCAUUGUUUGUAAAUUGGGGGUCUUCUUAAGGCACUCAAGAAAAUUAAAGUGCUUUCACUUUUCUUCAUGCCUUCCACAUUUUUCCUUGACAUUUUCGCCAAGUAUAAUUUCUCAUUUCUUAAUCUGUUGACAGAAGGUCAGCUUGCCCAGCUUCAAUGUCAAUAUUUGGUCAUACUGUCUUAUCUGCCCCCCCAGGGUCUCCGAGGAUGUUACAUCAUGUCAUUGACUUAAGUCUUAAAAUUCUAAAAAGAGAAAAUGAGGGAUUCCAGAAUCUUUUGAGCCAUCUGCACGAUACACCCCUGUAAAUGUACAUGUACAACUUGCACCUUGUCUGUUUACUAACUCCUGUCAGUACUUUGUAUGUUAUUCUUUUGUAUCGUGGGGUGAGAAAAACAUUAUGUUUCCGUCGUUUCUUGUACAUUGUAUGUACCUGAAAAUUGGUCAAUUGAAUUACCUAAGCUGCAGCCCAUGAUGUAUGAAUAUGUGAAUACUUGUCACAAUGCAUUUCUUUUUUAAAUUUUCAUUAUCUGCUCUCUUUGAUAUCCUCAGGAUCAGCUGGUUCAAGUACACUCACAGCCAGCACACAUCACCAAACAGACUGAUCUUUUGACAAGACAACUCAGGUAAAUUUAUACUAGACAUGAAAUUUUGUUAGGAAAUUGAGAAUCAACAUAGACACAAUUGAGGUUAACAAAUUUUAACCCAAAAUCAAAUUUGACCUGUAACAUAGUUGUACAUUGUAUAAUUAUUUAUGUGUACAUGUUCAAGUAGGAAAUCUUUACACUGAGCCUUUAAUUACUAGAUUUACAGGUGGUAUAGUUGGUGGUUCUGGAAUAAACAUACCUGUAUCAAUACACUCUUUGAUUAAAGCUAAUCAUCAUGAUAAUGUAUGCUUUAUAGAGAAAAUGAGGAAAAGAGAGCAAAUCUUGAUGGGAAUGUUAAUGAGGUGACCAAAGAGCUGCAAAGAAUGGAAAGUAAGAAGCAUUACCUGGAGGAGGAGAAGACAGAUCUCUCGGAAGCACUUGAUCGACAGCGACAUAUAUUUGAAUCCAAGGUACGGAGCAAUGUACAAUGUAUGUUGUACAUUGUUCAGGUCCCAGUUGAGUGUGCGAGUGGCUAGUGGCUCACCACUGCUUGGAUACAUUUAAGAUGUUGACGUUUAAAAAUGCUAUUACAUUGAACAGUGUGUACUAGGUUUUUUUUAAUUUGUUUCAGGAAAGAGAGGUAGAUUUUUUGGCAAAAGAAUUUGAACUUGCAAAGGAGAGACAGGCUGAAUUUUUAGGAGACAGGUAUACAACCCUGUAUUUCUUUAAUGAAAAAUUGUCUUGUUCAUUACUGAUCAAGAAAAACUAAGAAUUCAAAACAAUAUACAUGAUGUAUGUUUUAGGUGCAACUAUAGCCAUAUCAACUGCUAUUAACAUGGUAACAUUUUUUUGCAGGGGAACUUUAGAUUUGAAUUUGAAACAUGCUGCUAUAGAGAAGAAAUCCAACCAUGAUAUUCAUGCCAGGAAGAUGAGAGAAAAGGAAAGAGAUCUCAAGUAUGGCAGUGGUUGAAUUUUUAAUUUUUUGUUUUACGUGAUGUACCUCAAAUCACAAGUAUUUUUUUGUUGUUUCACUUUGUAUUCUUAAUCAGUUAUAUACUCCUUAAUCUACUAAGUAUUGUUUUAUACAGGUCUGCAAAUUGUUAAAAACUAAUAAUAUUAUUGUUCUAGUCAUUAGACACAAGGAAGAAUUACUAAAUGUUUCUUUUUUAUAAAUACUCAUUUUACAAUACUAAUAAUAUAGGCAUUUUUGUUGAUGCUUGUCAUGCAUGUGGGUUUAUUGUGCUUUUUGUACUGCCAAUUUGACAGAGCUUUGAAGAAGAGUGAAUUGCAAAUGAAAGUGGCAGAAGAUGCACUUGCACAUGUGAGAUCAGUUUAUGACAAAGUGAAGGCACAAGUUGACAGUGCUCCCAGAGAUGAUGGGACUUUGUUAGAAAAGAGGAAAGAAUUACAGAGGGAAGUGGAUGUUACCAAGAGAACUCUUGCACAACAGGUUAGCUACACGUAGUGUACUAAAGUAUGAAAGCCAUGUAUCAGUUAUUGUGACAGUGCUUUUGGUGUGAAUGCUGCCAUACAGUUAAUUUGUGUAAAAUUGUUAAAUUAUAACCCCACUUCUUGUCACUGGAACCCAUAGCUCAUCUAUGCCACCAUAGAGGAUAAUUGAUAAUUUUGAUAAUUUUACAAGAUGUACAUGUCUGACUGCACUGUAUAUGAACAUUCAGAAUUAAUGAUAUAUAAUUUAUGAAGGUCCUUGGAAAAAGAUCAGUACAUUGUAUAUUACAGAACAGAAUUAUAAUCACACAAUCCUCUUCCUGACAACCCGGUGAUUCUUGAGAAAGAGAUUUACUGUGUUGUAUGAGUGUCAUUUGAGAUUUUCUUUUGUUUUCAUAAUAAAAUGUUGUUUUGCAUGCAGAAUGCUCUCACUGCCCAUGAACGAGCCCGAGUUGAACAGAUGAUUCAAGAAGAGGAAAGAUUGUUAAUGGAACAAAGUGAGCUCAGAGUGGAUGUCAUUGAUUUAACAAGAUUAGCACAGAUUAAGGUAUCUUUACAAUGUAACAAGCUAAAAUUUGGCCCUUUAAUGAGACAUGGUUUGUUGUAAUAAUAAUUACAGUCAACUCCCUUUAUAGCAGACACUGUUGGGACCUCAAGUAAAUUAGUGUCCUCACUAGCGAGUCUGUAAUAGCGGAAGUUUAUUUCAGUCAAACAUCUCUAAUAUAUUUUGCCUGUGAUGUAGCUGCUGUCUAUAUAAUCAGAGUGUCCGUUAUAGUGGGGUGUCCAUAAUGCCAGAGUUGGCUGUGUAAAUGAAAGUCGUGUAACUCUGUUGUGGCCAACACAUCAUUUUGGGUGGCGACUUAUGAGAGGUUUGACUAUAUAUGUCAUGCAUACAGCAGUUAAGAUGUACUUAACUGAAGAUUCUAUUAUUAAGUUUAACCCUUUAAACCCUAAGAUCAAUGUAUAAAAUGUCAAGAAAAUUCAUCUUGUGUGAUCAUGCCAGAAGAUUCUAUUAUUAUUAGGAGAAAUUUAAUAAUAUAAAAUGGAAUUGGAAUAAUUUUCAUUUUCUUCUCAACAGGCAGAUGAGAGAGAGCAAAAAGCAAGGGAUUACAUGCGCGCCGAGGUAGGCUACACUGGGAAGUGUGUAAGAGCUAUACUGUCAUGUAAAACAGUGGUAAAAAUGUAUGGUUUUACUUGCACAAUAUUGAUGUGGCUUAGUCUGCCCCUUUCACUCGUAAACUAAAAAAAUGAGUUUUCAUGCAACUCUUCUUUGGAAAUGUUUUACAUCUCUAUAUCAACUGUAAGGUUUUAAACAGUUGUGAACUAACACAUGAUCAGAUCCCUUGUGUGGUUGGCUGGGUGUAUGAGUACUAGUAUGUUACACCAUGGCUUCCCUGGUUUUUCAAAGUUAUUUUGGUUUCUUGUAUUUCAGUUGAGAUACCAGCGGGCUCUUGAGGACUUGAAAACCAAAAAUCUCAGCAUUCAGGACAGUGCUAAGAAAUAUGCUGAAAUGCAACAUAGGUUAGUGACACUGAGUUUGGUGAGUUUCUGGUUUUAUACAAUGUGAUGAAAAUAAUUAUAAAUGAAUGCUAUCGAUUUUGGUCCAUGUACAAAAUACACCAACUGUAGAUAUACGUUUUUAAUACUAACCGAGUUCCAGGUCCUUCUGUAAGUGAUGGACCGAUUUUUUUCCGCUUGGAUUUAUAGCCCACGCACUUGGCGCUUGGGCCAAAAAAACGAGUUUCCGUAACUUACAAUACAUACGUGUAUCAAGGAAGUUAUUUAUUUUCUCUAAGUUUAAGUAGAGACUUUGGAGAGAUUCGAGGAGGACGGCCGUCAAAAUCGUAAUAAAGUUUUUAAAAUUGUAUCGACGCUAAUCGAUGCUGUUCAAAAGAAUCUUAACCGAUGUUUCGACAAUGCUGCCUUCUCCAGGUUACAAGACUAAAUACCGUUAACAAGCUCGUUAAAUUAGCUCACGUGCCCUAUUGGAUACUCGCGCGCGUGCCACAUGUGACAGCGCGUGCCAGCACGCGAGUAAGCAAAAGUGAACAAUUCACGUGGAACUUAAGUCUUGAUUAAGGUCACAAGGGCCCACAAAAAUCUCUAAAGACAAAAUAAAGGUCCUAUGAACAGGCUACUUUGUCAUUCUUCGUGACGUUUCGACUGCAGGUCUUCAAAUGUGGCACCGUGGUUGGUAUUGAUUGGUGAAUUACGAACCUCACUUACGGAUAGUGGGUUUAAAUUGUUAGCAUUAUUAGGUAUUGUUAGCAUUGUAGUGAAUUGUAAGGUCUGCUCUUCCCUUAAGCUUGUUCAGUAGUCUAUUGUUUUAACGUUGUUUUUUAAAUAUUUUUUAUAAUUGUCUUAACAGGCUUUCAGACUUUGCUAAACUGUAUGAUGUGAUAAAAAACGAACGAAACAAAUGCGUCAACUUAAUUCAAACAAGCACUCAGGUAAAUUCAGAUCAAAUGUUGCAUUUUAGUAGAUGCUUUGGUGCUACACGCAAACCCGCACUGACGUUUUUUUCUCCUUUUUAAUGCAGAAAGCGGCAGAAAUGAGAGAAAAAAUUAAGAUACUUCAAAAUGAAAUUGAAAUUCUUCGCUCCAAAGUCAAUGCAAAAGACAGGUUAGUAAUGUUUGUGGCUGAUUAGAUUUCUUUGUCAACAUUCCUCUUGCAAUGUUUGGCCUGUGCCUACAGGUUUCCCUGUGUGAAGAACAGUUAAGCAAAACUGACCGGAAAGUUUUGAUUUCAGAUCUGUCCGUACAGCUUUUAUUCUUAUUUAUAUCGAUUUUUAAAUUUUUCUCCAUUUUAGUAUGUAUGUUUUGUUUUGUAUUUCCCUUUGCUCUUGGGUGCAAUAAUGUGUGGUGAGGAGAUAAUGGAAUCGGGACAUGUCUAGAACUGCUGAUGACUCUUACAGCAUUGAAUUUUUUUUCCAUACCUUCUUUUUGGGAUUUGCAAAACAAGUGCAGUUUGUUUCCAUUGCGAAGUUUGUCUCUUUUUCUGUUUCUUUUCACAGACUUCUACAGAAAGCUCGGUUGAAACGGAAUAACGCGGUUGUGAUCCGUGAUAGUUUACGAAAUGAGAUGAGCAAAAGAUCCAAAACUGAAGAGGAGAACAGAGAAAAACGAGAACAACUGGUUGGUGAAAACAAAUAUUUCGGUUGUCAAGAUUUCAAUUCGUUGUUGUAGUUACAGUAGUUUAGAUUUGUGGGGCUUGCAUGUGGUCUUGUUCAAGGGAGCUGUGUUACGAAAUUUGUCAACAUUCAAACACAGGCAACCGCCACAAAACUGAGUGUAAUCAUAACCGCUCAAAACGUGAAAAGUAGGCGACGACAACAACAGCAUAAGGAUACAAUACAAAAGGAGAAGCGGAUGGAAAAAGUUGAAGAAGAUUGAAACCGACUGUAAUUGCAGUUUUUGAAAACUUGUUAGCGUACCAUUUUUUUGAAGUUCACAUUUGUUGUUUUUAAAGUUUGAUAUAGAGCGUUUUCACUCAUGUGGCUAGCAUCUGUGCAAAUUUAUGGGAACAAAAGAAAUUGUUCAACUCCCACAGGAUUUGUUUGGAACAACAACGUGGCCGUCAUCUUAAUGUUUCGGAGUACACAAUAGCACCAAUAUGGCCGCCGUAAUGUCACGUGAAAACGCUCUAUAAUGCCUGGGAAACAUAUUUGGGAUCAUUAUACGUUUCUGGAAAACUGCCCACCCUCCCCUAGACCAACAUUUUGCCCCAAGUGAAAGGUAAGUGUUAAUGUUGGUUCAGGGGAGGGGUAGGUGGACAGUUUCCCAGAGACGUAUAAUGAUCCCAUAUUUGUUUGACACGAAAGUGAUAUUUUGCCAUUCACACGUAACUUCUCAAGUUCCUUUGCGAAUAAAGACGCACGAUUGACAUUAUUUACAAAAUGAACGAGACAAUCACGGCACAGUCCCUUUAACAGUAUCUGCAUGUUCGGAAAGUGAAGCCUAACCUGUCCACACUGAUAUUUUUGCUCCUAAAAAAGAAGUAUCGCACUGUCCAAACUAUUUGGAAAUCCGGAUAUAUUUGAAAACGUCAUGCUGUCUCGGCCCUUCAUAAAUAGUUGAGCAAGCUCACGUUAACAUGGCGAUCACAUGACCUUUUGAUAUCAGCGUUAAGUUUUGGAAACGCUCUAUUUGCCGUCCAUAGUACACCUGUCAGCACCCUUAACUGGGGAGCGGAUCUCCAGAUCUCCAGUCUGGAGAUCGUUUUCGGUGACCAAAGAUUCCAUUUUAGAGAGAACUGCAUAAUGAAACUAGACUUAAAAAAUGUUUCGUAUUGAAAGUUAUUCCGCCAAUUAGUUUGGACAGGUCUGGUGUAACAACAGAGUAUAAUUAAGGCCCACCUACUUGAGAAUUUCUUGCAGAUUAUAAUCGUGUGCACUCUCUCUGAGUUUUCUUGUUCUCUGACGUGAUACAUUGUAGGUCGGUAGUCAGGAAUUGCUUUCGACAAAUCGAAGAAAAGGCGAAACUUAAAUUCUUUUUAAUUUCUUUUGUUCUCAGAGGUUGGAUAUCGCCAAGCUUAACGAUCUCAUUAAUAAAGCAGAAGAAAACAUGGUCCAAUUACGGAAACGCUAUGAACGCGCGGUGCAAGAAAGAAAUGAUAUGUGAGUGAAGGAAACUCGAGCGUUUUCCCGUUCUGUUUUAAUACACUGUAUGACAGCGAUUUUUAUUGAAAAAGUCACUUCCACGUAUCUUUUACAUUCAGUGUUCUUUUUCUUUUCCUGUUUUGUUCAGGGGAAUACACCUCAUCGAAACAAACGAGGAGGUCUGUGUAUUCUACGAGAAGCUUAACAUACAAGGUAAGAGUGUUUUAACGGUUUUUGACCACAGACGAGAAGCCUUUAUGUUUACUGACUCUGCUUCUUCCGGCAAAGCUUCUCUUUCUUUGCAUGACAAUCGAAUGCGCCAUGUGUACAAUGACGGCUACUGUACCUUUUGAGGUAUAAAAUGUCUCUUAAACAUCAGACAUAUCAAAUAUUCUAUUUUAUUCUUUCUUCCUAGACACGAUGAUUCGUAAUGGUGACGUGGAGCUAAAAGCAAGAGAAGAAGAGAUACGCUUUUUGAAGAUGGAGGUAACAAUGAAAUAUUUUAAGAGUUUGUCGUUCGUUUCGAUGUGAGUCCAUUUACAUGUUCCUUUUCUUAAGAGAUUGACAACGAGUUUGAUUUGAUGCUGACCAUUGUCCACGGAUAGUUUGCUCAACGCUAAGGAUGACGCUUAGAAUUAAAAUCAUAAAAUUGGCGCUUUAGAGCAUGACAAGUUAAUCGUUUCAGCGUAUUUCAUUAUCUUAAACAGAAAAGAAACUGCAGCUUUAAUCCAGACUACAUCACAAUAUCCAAUGUCCGGAGAAAAAACAAGCGAAAGUUGGGAUUGGCUCGCGCACGCAGUUCCUCUUACGCGAAGCUCGUGGAAAGAAUCAACUAGGCAAAACGAAAAUUGAAACCUUAAUGGACUGCUUUACUGUCAGUUUUAGUCGAAGAUAUUAUGUGAAGCAAACUGACCGAAUAAUCUAUCUCACAAAGGUGGCCUUAGAUUCUAACUAACUGAAUGCUUGUCCGUCAGGUAAAUGAGCUAAAGCGAUCUAUUGCAGUGGCUCAAAAGAACAUGCCAAACAAGAGAGCUCUGGAUAAUGAACUGGUUACCCUUCAAAUACAAGUAGGUUUUAAGCGACUGAUUUUAACCUUAAAUCUUCCUCCACGGACCCAUUUCAGGUUAUAAGUGCGUUUUUGUGUCCCGGAUUGUCUGGGUGCUCGUCCCGAAACUGAGUUGACUGUAGGUAUCCGAGAACCUUUGUGGGGUUGAGUGUAAAAAAAAUACCCGUAGUGUGCACUGAAAUGCUAACAUUUGUGCCAUAUCUGACAGCCGAGAACAGCUUUUGUUCCCCUCCAUUGUGCUUUUUUAAUGUGUAGUUCCAAAAAAUAUCCAUACCUCCACCCCCGCCUUGGAAUUUCCAUUCUAGGUGGUGCUUGUCAUACCCUGGAAUUUCCAUGAUUUUCCGUCUUGGUUCGGUACCCCAUGAAAAUAAUAUUUCCGUCAAAAAUGCUGUUGCAGUAUACUAUCAUGCGAAAUGUAAUCGUGGCUGAGAUUAAGUGAGAAAAAAUCUUCUCUUUCAUGUUAAUUCAUGGUCUAAUAUUUUCAAUUUUGCCCUGUAGAGAUCUUUCUUAGCUAAUAAUAAACGGUAAGCCACUGCCGAACAGCAACAAUUCCCCAAUGUUACUUGGGUACCCAGAAAAAAAGACCUCCAAAGGCCACCCCCACCCCCUCUGAAAUUGCCUACUUUUGGACUCACCCUCCCCCCGCCUCGGAAUUUCCGUUGCACUCGUGGGGAGGUAGUACACAGUGAAGUUGUUAUCAAGCUCCCAGUUCCGAAUGUUCUCGGCUAGUUCUCUAAGAUAAUUUUGAGUAGGUGUUUAAGACUGUGCGUGAAUGAUUUAAAUUACAUCCAAAGUAAUUUUAGCUUUAAACACGCACGGAAUUGGUGAAGUCCUUUAACGCUGUGGACCAAAAAUACUUUUUUCUCUCAACGAAAACACAACCACCGGCAAGUAAGUAAGUAAGCUCCAUUUUGUCGGUUGAUUAGGAGUUGGAAGGUCUGUGUAUGCAUGUCGAAGAGAUACCUCCCUGCCCUUGGUGAAACACUAAACGUACUUUUCUCUUAUUGGACGAAGUUGACUUUAGCUGCCCGUUUCUCGAAAGACCCAGUAGCUUUUCGGGCCCGGAAAGCUGAUUUAUUUUUGCCGUGUUUGCAUUCAAGAUCAAAGUUUCAAUAAAUUUGAAAAUGAUACAAUGAAAAUAUCAGUUAAAGAAGCAAUUUAAAAUUUGCCUUCCGGCCCGAAAAGUUACCAGCCUUUCGAGAAACAGGUUUCAGAAGCGAUAGGAGUGUUGACAUUCUCUUGUUCGGUUUCAGCUUGUCUCUUGUCGAGAAAGACUCGCCAUUCUCGAGAAACGUCUCGAAGAUCCGUCGGAUGAGACCCGUGUUCGGCUUCUGGGAGGCGCAGAUCCCGAACCUGAGGUGCUCGCUAAGAAAAUUGAAGAACUGGAACUAAGGCUAGCUGAGAAGGAAGAAAAACUUUUAGAAAAAGAUUUAAUCUUUGAAGAAGUCACUAGGCUAGCGGACAGAACAAAGAAAAAAUCAGAAACUGGCAAGGAAGAUACCCUGGAAUUAGCCAAGAAGGUUUGUUUGUAAUUUCGUUUUUUUUUUUUAGGUUUUCCCCGGCCUACCAGGAGGCGUCCGAGAGAAGAUUAAGACGUAUGAUGUGUAGAAAUGGCAGCAAAUUUGAACGUUGCAAAAAAAUCUAUGCAGAAUUUUUUGUGCAAAGGUUCCUCUUAGUAAUGUGCACUUUCAAUUAACAAAAUAAAAACCUUUAGGUUAUUGGCGCUUUAAGGGCCUUUUUGUUGAUUGGAACUUGAGUUUUGUUCUUCUGUCUGGGCACCACCAAGCUCUUUGGGUGAAUACUGAAUAGCGCCACUGAUCCUAUGUUUGAACAACCGGUUCCUGGAACGUACUACUGACCUUCGCUUUAAAAUCUCUUUUUGAUAUAAAUAAACGUUUGUUUCUUUAGGUAAAUGAAUAUCAGGCUAAGAUAAAGGACACGACGCGAAAAAUGAUGGCGCUGGUAUCGGAACUAUCCAUGAACCAAGCGGAAGCCAUGAAGCUUCAACAAGAAGUGAAGGGUAAAGAACAAGAGCUAGAACAAAGUUAUGUGCGGAUGGAGAGAGGCGAGGCUCCUAAUGAAGAGGCCGAGAGAGAGUGGCUUAGAAUGGUACGAGAUGAAGCACGCAGGGAGAAGGAGUUGAUAGAAAGGAAGGAGGUAUACUAUAGUGACAUUAAAAAUACUACUACUAAAUGAAGUUGAAUAAAUGAACUUGUUGUUUCAGCACUUCUAAAAAAGAAGUAAUAAUCAACGCCUCAAGUAGGCUUUCAUACGACUCCAAUCAGAUUCCAAAGUGGGGUUCACCAUAAAGGAGGGAUCAUGGCCGCAUAACAAGAGCAUCGACUGGAAAUUCGGGGAGCCCACAAGGGGUUUUAAUCAUUUUAGAAUUCAUUAAUUUACAUGUAAUAAUUUACCUCUCUUGGAUGUCUGUAAGCUAGUUGAAACACAAACAACUGAGUAUUUGCUUUUUCGUGACAUUUACAUUUUUAACUUGUACAUCGUUGUAAAAAUACCACAAGUCUGUUGCAGUCCUCAUGAAUUUUAUCUCUUAACUCAAAAGCCAGAUCUAUGUUGUUCAGAAUACCUCUUUCACGGAUAUAAAAAAUAAUAAUAACUUCGUCGUUUUUGAAAGUACAGUAGAGGUGAUUUCACUUAGUGGUUGAUGCCAAGCUUGCCAUACUUUGUGCCUUUUUGUUUUAUGUUCAAACUCGUCUUACGAAGUAUUCCGACUCUUUUUUUUUUUUUCAGCGCGAAGAGGAAGAAGAACAUUAUCGCCUGCCUGGCGGUAUUUACACCACUGCUGAACCUCGACCCAAUGCUUAUAUCCCGGAUGACGACUCCGAGUUACCCAUCCCCAGGCCCUAUGGGUCCUUGGCGCCAUUCAAGCCCACUGAACCAGGUUCCACCAUGCGGCACAUUAGAAAACCUGUUAUAAAACCCAUAGAGAUAUAAUAAUCUUAAAGUGUUCACACACAACAGCUUGGUUGCCGUGUAAAUUAGGGAUUUACUUCUUUGAAGACUUGAAUAGAUUUGACAGAGGGGUUGCACUUUUCUGACGUUGUAAAUAAAUGUUUGUACAAAGGUAUUUAUUUCUUCCUGUAGAUAGCUAAAAGAAUUUAUUAAACAACCUGCAGUUCUUGG